CGAACAAGCCCCUGGGCAAGAUGUCCUCGUACACUUAUUUCAUGCAAACGUGCCGCAAGGAACAUAAGAAGAAGCGCCUGGACACUUCGGUCAACUUUUCCAACUUCUCCAAGAAAUGUUCCGAGAAAUGGAGGACAAUGUCAGCAAAAGAAAAAGGCAAGUUUGAAAACAUGGCAAAGGGUGACAAAGUUCAUUAUGAUAGGGAGAUGAAAAGUUAUAUUCCUCCUAAAGGGGAGAAGAAGAAGAAGAAGAAGAAGAAGAAGAAGAAGAAGAAGAGGAAGAAGAAGGACCCCAAUGCCCCCAAAAGACCACCAUCUGCUUUCUUCCUGUUUUGUUCUGAGCAUCACCCAAAGAUAAAAAGCGACCACCCAGGUUUGUCUAUUGGUGAGACAGCAAAGAAACUAGGCAAAAUGUGGUCUGAGCAAACAGCAAAAGACAAACAGCCCUUUGAGCAGAAGGCAGCAAAAUUAAAGGAGAAGUAUGAGAAGGAUGUUGCAGCAUAUCGUGCCAAGGGGAAGGGUGAUGCAGGAAAGAAAGGUCCAGGUAGGCCAGCAUGGCUCCAAGAAGAAAGUAGAACCUGAAGAAGAUGAUGAGGAAGAAGAAGAUGAGGAGGAAGAUGAGGAGGAAGAUGAA
Podarcis raffonei (Aeolian wall lizard) is the source of this 633-nucleotide messenger RNA. RefSeq names its product high mobility group protein B2-like. Gene Ontology annotation, biological process: regulation of transcription by RNA polymerase II. The coding region runs from base 21 to 581 and encodes 186 amino acids. The transcript has a single exon. The record is from RefSeq and is a predicted model, not a curated record. NCBI's taxonomy places the organism in Eukaryota, Metazoa, Chordata, Lepidosauria, Squamata, Lacertidae. Gene Ontology annotation, molecular function: DNA binding, bending.